GAAAUUAGAACCACACAUCACAGAAGAAGAUGAAUUAUAGAAUGAAGUUGUGUGCCUUCUCCUUCUUCCUGCUCCUCUUGUUUCAGAAAUCCCCGGCUCAAAAUGCUACUCUCGACCCAUCUGAAGUGGAAACAUUGAAUUUUCUGUUCAACAAAUGGAACAUGACCUCAACAGAAUUUUGGAACAUGAGUGGGGAUCCAUGCAGUGGACCUCCUAUUACGCCGAGUCAAUACGAUGAUAUUUAUUAUAAACAAGCUAUCAAAUGUAAUUGCACUUUCAAUGACAAUACCACCUGCCAUAUCACACAUCUGAAAGUACUAAAUUUGAACAAAACGGGAUUAAUUCCAAAGGAGCUCACAGCACUAACUUUUCUUAGUGAUUGUAAGAAUCUUCUCAGUCUUUCUCUGUCUCCAUUAAAGUUAGAGGCUUGA
This is a messenger RNA of Vitis riparia (riverbank grape), 431 nucleotides long. RefSeq names its product probable LRR receptor-like serine/threonine-protein kinase At1g56140. The transcript is spliced from 4 exons. The record is from RefSeq and is a predicted model, not a curated record. Bases 30 to 431 code for a protein of 133 amino acids. Lineage: Eukaryota; Viridiplantae; Streptophyta; Magnoliopsida; Vitales; Vitaceae.